Messenger RNA from Lotus japonicus, 915 nucleotides. RefSeq names its product calmodulin. Gene Ontology annotation, molecular function: calcium ion binding; enzyme regulator activity. The transcript has 2 exons. NCBI's taxonomy places the organism in Eukaryota, Viridiplantae, Streptophyta, Magnoliopsida, Fabales, Fabaceae. The record is from RefSeq and is a predicted model, not a curated record. Bases 105 to 554 code for a protein of 149 amino acids.
AAUCCUCCAUCUUUUUUUCCUCCAUCAUCAUUUUCCACAACACACACAUCACAAGAUCAUUUUCCUCUCCAUUCCAACCCCAACCCUCCUCCUCCUCUCCUCCAAUGGCCGAUCAGCUCACCGACGAACAGAUCUCGGAGUUCAAGGAGGCCUUCAGCCUCUUCGACAAGGAUGGCGAUGGUUGUAUUACCACCAAGGAACUUGGGACUGUGAUGCGGUCACUUGGGCAGAACCCAACUGAGGCUGAGCUGCAGGACAUGAUCAACGAGGUUGAUGCUGAUGGGAAUGGCACCAUUGAUUUCCCCGAAUUCCUCAACCUGAUGGCCCGCAAGAUGAAGGACACUGACUCCGAGGAAGAGCUCAAGGAAGCUUUCCGCGUGUUUGACAAGGAUCAGAACGGUUUCAUCUCUGCAGCUGAGCUCCGCCAUGUCAUGACCAACCUUGGUGAGAAGCUGACAGACGAAGAAGUUGAUGAGAUGAUCCGCGAGGCUGAUGUUGAUGGUGACGGGCAGAUCAACUACGAGGAGUUUGUCAAAGUCAUGAUGGCUAAGUGAGGACCAAUCCACAACACCAACAUUUGAAAAGCACAUGAACAGAAAAAGGGACAGGGCAGAUAAGUCUUGAAGACAAUUCUAUUUUCAUUAGGACAUCUUCAUUUGGGGUCAUUAGUUUUUGUUGGAAGUUUGUUUGCUUUAUUGGUACUGCUCCUUACUCUUCUGCUUGUUUGCUCUGUCCCUUUGUUUUAGUAGUUUGGAUUAGCUGUGUCUCACCAUGCAUUUGUACUUCACUUUUCAUCUUUAUUGGGUUACUAUUGCCAUGAACCUGGAACAAUUGGUUGCAACCUGUGCUUUUACAUGUGGGUGACUCUAAUACUGUUAAUACCAUCUAUGCUAUAUUAUUAUUAUUUCUGUGAAA